CAUGUCAUUAUUUUCUUAAUUUUGGAAAUCUGAACAGGAAGAUUUCACCCGGACAACCCCACCAAAUACCAGGCUGUCCAUGUAAAACCUGGACAGGUGGCAACCCUACUACAAAUGUAUUUUUUUUUUAUUGAUACUUUAAUUACUUUUACUUUUUUUUAUUCACUUUUAUUUACUUUUGAAGCUGCUAAACUAGAUUGCUGGAAUUGCUGAAAGCUGGAGAGCUAAUAAAGUCAUAAACCACAAGUAAUGAAAACCAAUUGCAAAUUGUCUCAGAAGAUCACGUCAUACUAAAGCUAACUUGGAGGAGAACGAUCCCUUUCAAACUUCUAACAAGCCGAAACAUCAGUGACGAAUCUAACUGGAACGCGCAUUUACUCAUUCCCCAGAACCCGCAUCGCUUCCCAUACGUCACUUCCAGAUACAGACUGGCUCCAAAACUCAGUACUAGACACGUGAUGCCUCUCGCUGCCCCCUGGCGUGGUUUGUUGGAACAGACGCCGAUCACUGCUUACUAACCAAUGAAAACACCGUUUUUUCAGCUAUUCGUGACAGCACGGGGGGGCGUGGUUAGAAAUUGAAGGCGGCGCUAUGAUUAGUUGGUGAGUGCCUGUCCCAGUGCUGGUAUGAAGGAGGCAAAGAGCUGGUUGUUACCUGUCAGGACUGGAUUAAAGGAGACAAUGAAGAUAUCUCAUUGGCUGUAAUAUUCCGGCACCAUGACAGGUCUAUGUCUACUGCUGCUGAUCUGCCAUCUAAGCUCUUCAGUUCUGGCUGUGCUGCGGAGUCCAGAGAAUGUCCAGAUCCAUUCUGUAAAUUUUCAGCACAUACUGACAUGGGAGGACACCAAUAAUAACUCUCUUGUCUACUACAAGGUGCAAUAUAAGACUUCCAGGCUCAGACGCUGGUCUGAUGUUUCUGCUUGCGUCAAUAUCACGAAACAGCGCUGUGAAUUGACGGAUUAUUUUACAGACCUGAAUGGAAAGUACAGAGCAUGCGUUCUCAGUUUUACUCACAACGAGACUUCCAAUGCAACAACCUCGUCAGAAUUCAAUCCAAUAUCCGAUACUGACCUGGGUCCUCCAAUAGUGAAUAUAUCUGCCCAAGGCAGGAAUGUGACCAUUAAUAUUCACGCUCCGAAAUCCUACUUUAAAGGAACUCCUUCCAUGCUGCACGAUAACGUCUACCCGUUAAUGAUUUAUGUCUUUAAGCGGUGGCUAAAUAAUGAGAAGCUUGCAGAAUUCGAGAAUGUGACCUAUAAAGAAGAAUUGACAUUUGUGGAAAGUAAUUUGCCCCCGAACACAAAUUACUGCGUAUCGAUAAUUGUGUCGGCUUCUCUUAAUUUAAAUGGCAAGAUUAUCCCAUCUGCCCUGAAAUGUGUAGCCACCACGGCUGAUUCCCAGCCUCCAUAUGUUGUUAUUGUAGUUAUCGUUAGCAUUCUAAUUCUGAUUGCAAUAGUGUGUGUACUCAUUGGACUCGACAGAGCCGGGUACAUUUGCAUGGGAUGGAAUUUCUUCCCCAAAGCUUUGAAAUCCUUUCCGACGUCGGUGAGUAUGGAUGGAAAUAAGGAAUAUGUCUGCCCUGCACAGAUUGUGUCAGUAGAAAUCCUCAAUAAUACAGAGAAGGAAGAGUGCAAUGAUAGUGAUGAGGAAAUGUGUGGGCAAGGUUAUGCCGCAAGGAAGAAGUUUCUGGACAGUGCUCAGAAUGAUUCCAUCUCCACUCUACAAACCUCAGCCCCUUCCUCUUCCAAUGAAUCCAGUGGGCAAGACUGUAGUUCUUCUGCCGGGGCAGAAUUUCCAAGGAAACCGCUGCUAGAUCUCCAUGAGAGCUGUGCUUCUGAUUUAGAACUGCCACAGGCUGUUACCCCAUGCCCCAUGCUGAUAAACAGCGCUGGGGUCUUCAACAUCAAUUUGAACUCUGUGUCUGUUGGAAAUCCUGGCGAUCUGUGGACAGACGUUAAAAACCAGGCGCCGCCCAUAGAAGAACAAGUCGAUAUAAUGACCCUAGAUGUGCCGGAAGUUCCUCAGACUCCCCAUGAUCUCAGACUCGUUACGAAUAUAUCAAAUGUGGGUGCUUGCAUGGGGCCAGUUUCGGAGGAGUGCAGUUCAGCGGAAUCAGGUGCCUCAGAUGAUAGUGAUGCUGAUUCUGGGCCAGAGGAGAUGGAGAGGCCCUUUGCUUCAGAUUAUAUGAGUCGAUGAGCUCUGCUGGUGUUCAGAGACAGGUUAUUACUAAUCAGGGAUAAACCACAUGGAUCUUUAUUCUGGUCAGUUCUUUCCUUUUUAUAUGUCCCAAUUGUGAACUGGACAGUGAUGGGACUGCAAGUGCCGGGGAGCCUGGGCAGUGCUUAAUGCUCAUGAAGUGUUACAGUUUUGACUCACAGUGUAACUGCCCCUUUGGCCUGGAGAAGCUUUGGCAAAGGUUUUUUUUCCUGUCUGCAGUCCACUCAGGUAGUCAGACUUGGCCCAUGCAGGGCCGCCAUUAGAAAUCACGGGGCCCCUUACACCAACAUUUUAUGGGCCUGCUCCAGAUCCCGGCCACACCUCAGUUAAAAGACCACUUAGAUAUCAGCGCUAAAAACGGUACCCCACACACACACAAAUUCUAAAAAGCCAUUGAUGGUGAGGCCCCCCUUAUAAGUUUAAAAAAAACUGUGGCGCCAGGGCCCCCUUUACAAGUUAAAAAGAAACAUU
This is a messenger RNA of Xenopus laevis (African clawed frog), 2687 nucleotides long. It is a transcript of the gene ifnar2.L, whose product is annotated as interferon alpha/beta receptor 2. Bases 717 to 2195 code for a protein of 492 amino acids. The transcript is spliced from 8 exons. NCBI's taxonomy places the organism in Eukaryota, Metazoa, Chordata, Amphibia, Anura, Pipidae. The record is from RefSeq and is a predicted model, not a curated record.